CUGCUUUUGGCUGACAUUUGAUAGCAGGGGCCCUGUUUGUGAAACAGCCUGUUGGUAACAGUCAGCAAUGAUUAAGCAGUUUGGGACAUGACCGCUGAUGAUGGAGUUUGUGGGGAAAGUUAUUGUGUCGGCUGCUUUUGUGGUGAGCCUGGCUCUAAUUUACAGGUUCUAUAAACUGCGAGCUGCCAAUCCCAGUCCAGGGCGAGUUGUGAAAGACUCAGGAGGCCGGGAGGUCACGGAAUCGGAUGAAAAGGCCAGCAGGGACAAUGGGGAAGGACACCAGCCUUUGCUGAGUUUGCAAAGGGAGGAGAAUAUGGGAAACCUAACAAGGUACAGGAAUCAGUGCCUCAAUAAGGCGGAGAUGAAAAAGCUGAUGGUGGAAAGGAUGAAUCGUGGCUGUGAGCUGGGAACAGAGCACCUCCAGGACACAAGCAGCGCAAGAGGGGUGGUCAGAUCCCACAGGCUAAAGGUGAAGGUGAGACGCCUGGCUUUAUCCCGGCUACUCAGAAACCACAUGGUCAGGAAAGGGGUUUCAGAGGGACAGGAUAAAGUUCCCUUUCCAACAGCCUCAGGCCAUGGGGACUGUUUUGACAACAGCUACACAGCUGAGGAAUAUGACCAUCCAAAUCUCAACACUACAAGCUCAGAAUUAGCAAGGGCUAGCAGUCUAAGCUGUGAAGACGAUACAACAGUCACCAACCAGAAUUGGUUCAUAAAUACCAGCUCUCUGAUAUCUUGUAAUCGAAAACUAGGUGUUUCUGUCAACAGGGAGCCUCAGAAUCACAGCUCCUAUGAUGUUCUAAGUGCUGACAGUGACACACAAAAAAGAAAUCUCUCUGCGGAUCUUCCUGAGUCGGCCUGUGAUCCUCUCAUUUUGCCUCCCUCUGAUCUGAUUAGUGAUACCCCAGGGAUACCCAUAGCAAAUCCACCAACUGAACUCACCAAGAAUGAAAUGCUUAAGAGCGUCAUCUUCAGGCAGUGCACAGCAGGGGGUUCAAGAGAACAAGAGAAUCCUUCUAGUGCCUGUAAGUUACACCCUGACAGCAGAAUUGGAAUAUCCAGUGCUCUAUAUGUUCCCUCCGCAUGUCAAGACAAACAUCAAAAAGUUAAAAUUGGCAAUGGAUCAGAAACUGGGCAAAAUGUUUCACAGUUAUGUGGGGAGUUGAAUCUAUCUGAUGACAAGAUCAUUUCAGCUUCAGAAAUGGCAACUGAGUGGAAAGCACGCAGAGACAGAAGUAACAGUUGUUCUACUGCUCAGAUUACAUUAGAUCCAGCUUCUCUUGAUGUAGACCACCUCAAGACAUCAGCUUCCCAGUGCCAGACAGGAGACCAGCUCAAUGUGUGCCCUGUCAGCUCAACUCGGGAUAAUAUAAUGUUCUGUCAGAGCCUGACAAUCCAAACAAAAGUCGUUGAUUCCUCUGAAUUUGACUCCAGUCCUGAUCAUCCAGAGGCUUCUGGUAUUUCUUCGGAGGCACCUUGCUGUUCAACCAAGUCUGCCAUCACAAUGAUGAAGGAAGGACGAAUAGUCCUCAGGAAAGACAGUAUUUCAGCAAUUGCAGAGACCCCAGCAUUUUUAAUUGAAUUUGACUCAGAGACAAGGGACUGCUCAGAGAAAGGUCACUCUAAUGAACUGAACUCUGGAGCUCCUUCUGUUGAUGACCUCAGCUCCAGUUCUUUGGGCUCACUGGUAGAUUCAUUGUAUUUGUCCCAACCAGACUUCAGCAAGGAAACAGCUAUGGAAGUUGUUGCUGGAGCCAAUUUUAUUCAUAUCCCUUUGAACAAUCAGUCAACUGUUGAAGUCAUGAAGUGCCGCUUGGCUUUGGAGAAUUGUUAUGAGAUUUUGUGUAUUGCAAAGAAACACAAUUUAAAGGACCUGCAGGACGCUGCUUAUCAAGUCAUGAGUGACAAUUACUUACACGUUUUGAAAAACCCAAACAUUUAUGGUCAGUUAAAAGCUGAUGAGAGAGAAUUGAUCCUGCUGAGAAGGAUGUAUGGUAGAACAUACUUAAUGGUAGCUGAUGUAGAUGUUCAAGAGAAUUCUUGGGCUAAGACCAUAGUUCAACCCAACUUGGAAGAUCAAACCAGUGCCAGGCCACUGAAACCUUCUCAAACCAAACACACACUUUACUAUUACAAGGAAGAGAACGACUCUUGGUGUCCAUUAGUUAACAUGGCAAUUGAGUCAAUUUCCAAGGAUUGUGCAUUGUGCACCAUGUAUAAUUACCUUUUCAUUGUGGCUGGUUGUCAGGGAUCUGGCAAGGAAAUCAAACUAUCCAAUAAGGUAUUCUGCUACAAUCCGGUGACGAACAUUUGGAGUGAGAUAUGCCCACUCAAUCAGGCAAGGCCCAACUGUAAGCUUGUGGCUUUGGAUGGAUAUCUUUAUGCAAUUGGAGGAGAGUGUCUUUCCACAGUAGAGAGGUAUGAUCCUAGAACAGAUAGAUGGAUCUUCAUGGCACCACUACCACAAGGAACCUUUUCUAUGACACACAAAGCUACCGUGUGCAAUGGUGAGAUUUACGUGACCAGGGGCACCUACUAUUAUCAGCUUCUCAAGUACAACGCUCGUGAAGACACAUGGAAUGUCUGCACCAUGAUGAGUAGGAAGGACAAGACCACUGAUAUAGCAGCAGUCAAAAACUUCAUCUACAGAUUUGAGAUUAACCAACACCAUGGUAUCAGUGUGUACCAAUAUCACGUUAUCACCAAAACUGGUUAUGAAUGUGCUACCAAAAGACACAGCAAGCUAGCACCAUUUCACUGUGUUGUCAUGGGUGACACAAUUUAUUGCAUAAAUAAACAUUUCAUGAUGCAGUUUGUUGCUCACGAAUUGUCACCCUAUUUCAGAGCAGAAGAUUACACUGCCCUUCCUGAAGCAAAGGGAAUCCUUUUUCCCUUUGUACUUACACUACCAGAAAAAGCCUCAUUCCAGACUCGAGUGUAAAUACUUACGGGACACAAAGCCUAAACCUCUGCUCAAAAUCUUCACUUCAGAUGAAAGUAGGUUCUGAAGCUGCUUCAUAUUGCUUAAUGUUGGUGUAUUGAUAUGUCUGAUUCCCUUUCUCUCACGUUCAAAGGAUGGCUGUCUCUGUGAAAGUCUCCAUCUGCCUGUUUGAUGAAAAUACACUGCUUUUGUGGAUUUCUUUGCACUGCCCCUCAGAUUCAGCAAUAGAUUAGAUUACUUACAGUGUGGAAACAGGCCCUUCGGCCCAAUGAGUCUACACCGACCCGCCGAAGUGUAACCCACCUAGACCUAUUCCCCUACAUUUACCCCUGCCCCUAACACUACGGGCAAUUUAGCAUGGCCAAUUCACCUGACCAAUUCAGCAAUAGGUUCACUAUUAGAUGACUUUAACAAAGUGUAUGAGAAUUGUCCCGAGUGUAUCCCCACUUCAGGCUGAGCAUAAUGUGAUGCAGAAAUCUAGAUGAAUGUUCAUAAUGUCCAACACCACCAAUUUUUAGGAAGGAGACAAUUACUGAUGAGGUCUAUCCAGAGCUCAGUGGGGGAAAGGAAUGAGUAACUAAGCUGUAUGUUCAAGGAAGACUGAUCCUCAGUCGGGUCACAAGCUUCAGUGGAACUGUCCUGUCAUUCCAACGGGUGAAUGCUGCAGGAAGUCAGAUGCAGCUUCUCUUGCCUUAUCUAGUCCAAUAGCUCUUGGCUGCUCAGAGUCCGGGUUUAUACAUAGCCAUGUGGAUCAGGCUGCAGAAAUACUUACCCAUAUUCAAGGUAAUGUGCUUCAAAGAAAGAAAAAUGUUUUCAGAAUAAACGCAAAGAAAAUUGAAGAUCUUUUUACUGCAAUAAUCAAUCAGGGAGCUUUGUAGGAUGAUCACAGCUGACCCCACUAUGGGGAGAAGGUCAAACAUGUGAAUAAGGUCAUCCUUUCACAUCAGAAAUUUCUGCUGUUCCUCUACCACAGAGCUCCCUGUUUGGAUUAAAUCAAUGCAAAUGUAAAGAAGAAUGAGAGAGAGAAAAAAACCAAUUUAAAGUGUUUUCAGAGCAAUGCAGAAGAUAUCCUUGAACCUUAAAUGAUGACUACAGCUAAUUCUUUUCAGGGCCUCAUUCUGGCAAAAUGACUUUUUUCUGGCUUAAUCACUAAGCUUGGGAAGGCUCUAUGUUUAAAGAGUAGGUUUAAAAUAACAUAUGUAUGAAUAGGGAGGGGUUGAUCAGCUUAGUUCCUGUUCUGGCUGAGAUAGGGUGAGGAAGUCAGCCCUGAGUCUAUCUGUAGUUAAAAUCAUGGACCAUGCCAUGUUCCAGUGAAUAAUUCCCAGGGACCUUCAUUUUCUCUGAAUUAAGAUAGAAGCUGGACUAUAAACAACCUUAAAAAUUGGAAUAUAUUAAGCUAAAUAUCUCAAGAAUCCAAAUUCCACCUAUAAUGCCUACCAGAUGAAAGCAACUUUCAAAUGGUCUCCUCAGUGCUCAGCUACUCUUAACCAAGAGCCCAAUGCCAUAGUGUUCUUCAUUUGCUGGCACUGCAGCAUCACAAAACCAUUUGCACAUCAAUAUGAUAAAAUAAUUAUGGGUUGAAACUUGCGGGUAGAGCUUUUGCUCUACACUUAGGGUCAUUCCUCUCCUGCUCACAAUCCCUUGCUCUCUUUAAGUAGCUGUAAAAGGAAUAUGAUCAAACUAAAUCAAACUCAGUUAGGUCUCCAGUCUCAGAAGUGGCAGUGACAGAUGGGUCAUCCUACACACUAUCUUUCCUUUGCAAAUCAGACUCAGAAUUGAAAGGUGUGAGGGAUGGUCAUCUUAUACGUGUGCAUAUAAAUAUAUUAUUUACAUACAUGGAGAGAAAAAGAGAGUGUUAGUCUUUUUCAGAAGGCCUUAUGGUGCAGUGGUAGCAUCCCUAUCUUUGUACCAGAACCUUGUAUCAGCACUUGUUGGCCACGGGAAGUACAUUUGUGACUUGGCCAAAUAGAUGAUUAUCAAACUGUAAAUCCAUCCAAUGUAUGUGCUAGAAGGCAGCAAAAGUGAGGGAGUUUCCUGGUCAGCCGUUCUGCAGAAGACAAUGGCAGACCUUUGCAGUACUUUGGUUAUAAAUGUGGACCAAUCCAAAGGAAAUCCAUGGUCCAAAUAUUGGAAAUGAGAACAGAAGAAAUGACAAACAGAGUCUGCCUUUGUGUUAUUGAUGUUACAGUACAAGGAGAGCUAAUCUGCUCUGUUUGUUUGAAUGUUUUAUUGAGUCAUACAGCAUGGAAACAAUCCCUUUGGUCCAACUCAUCCAUCCUGACAAAGUUUCCCAAACUAAACUAGUCCCACCCGCUUGUGUUUGGUCCAUAUCCUUUCAAAACCUUCAUGAACCUAUCCAAAUGUCUUUAAAAUGUUGUAACUGUACCUGCAUCUACCACUUCCUCUUGCAGUUUAUUCCACACAUGAACCAUCCUCUGUGUGAAAAAGUUGCCCCUUAGGUCCCUUUUAAAUCUUUCCCCACUCACCUUAAAAACAUACCCCCUAGGUUUGAACUCCCCUUCCCUAGGGAAAAGACCUUUGCUUUUCAUCUUAUCUAUGCCUCUCAUGAUUUUAUAAAGCUCUAUAAGGUCAUCCCUCAACCUCCUAUGUUCUAGUGAACAAAGUCCCAACCUAUCCAGCCUCUCCUUAUAACUCAAACAUUACAGCCCUGGCAAUAUCCUGGUAAAUCUUUUCUGAAUGCUGUCCAAUUUAAUAAUAUCCUUCCAAUGGCAGGGCGGCCGGUACUGGAUACAGUACUCCAAAAGUGGUCUCAUCAAUGUCCUGUACAAGCUCAACAUGACGACCCAACUCAAUGGUCUGAGCAAUGAAGGCAAGCAUGCUUGCCCUUGUUUGUUUUAUCAAAAUGCAAUACCUUGCAUUUACCCAAAUUAACCUAUGUCUGCCAUUCCUCAGCCCAUUGGCCUAAUUGAUCAAGAUCCCUUUGUAAUCUUAGCCUUCUUUAUUGUUAACAAUACGACCAAUUUUGAUGUCAUCCACAAACUUACUAACCAUGCUAAACACCUUCCUAACCACCUUGUCUAUCUGUGAUGCAACUUUCAAAGAACCAUGCACCUGAAUCCCUAGCUCUCUGUGUGCAACAAAACAACCCAGAGCCCUUCGAGUGGGUGGCACGGUGGUACAGUGGAUAGCAAUGCUGCCUCACAGCACCAGAGUCCUGGGUUCAAUUCCUGCCUCAGGUGACUCUCUGUGUGGAGUUUGCACAUUCUCCCCGUGUUUGCUCCGGUUUCCUCCCACAAUCCAAAAAUGUGCAGGUUAGAUGAAUUGGCUAACUUACUAAUCAUGCGCCUAAAUUCUCAUCCAAACUAUUUAUAUAAAAGACAAACAAAAUUUGACCCGGACCGGUCCCAUGGAACACUGCUGGUCACAGGCCUCCAGUCCGAAAAAUAACCCUCUACCACCAUCCCCUGUCUCCUACCGUCAAGCCAAUCUUGUAUCCAAUUGGCAAUCUCUCCCUGAAUCCCAUCUGAUCUAACUUUACUAACCAGCCUACCAUGCCAAACCUAGUCAAAGGCUUUAUUAAAGUCCAUAUAGACAACACUUACUCUUCUGUCCUCUUCAAUCUUUUUGGUUGCAUUCUCAAAAAACUCAAUCAAGUUUGUGAGACAUGAUUUCCCAUGCACAAAGCCAUGCUGACUAUCUCUGAUGAGUCCUUGCCUCUCCAAAUACAUGUAAAUCCUAUCUCUCUCUUUUUAACUUCUGCGAAUCUAACUGUUGACAGACCCCUAACAAUGUUAGAUUUUUAAUCAAUCAUCAUCACCAGGAAGGAACCCAUCCAAAAUCAAACCAUGUUGUCCCUCCUCUGAAAGCUUUAUCAUGUCUCUGGCAAACAGGACCAAUCUGAGCAUCAAGUGAACUUCAAAUUCCAGAUUGAACAAUCUGACAGUGUGGUAUAGUUUGCUACAAGCUGAAACUACCACCAAGUCUCCUGCAUAGUUUCAAUUGUAUUUCAUAAUAUAUAGAGUCAAGAUUAGAAUGGUGCUGGAAAAGUACAGCAGGU
This is a messenger RNA of Hemiscyllium ocellatum (epaulette shark), 6959 nucleotides long. It is a transcript of the gene klhdc7a, whose product is annotated as kelch domain containing 7A. The coding region runs from base 98 to 2941 and encodes 947 amino acids. Lineage: Eukaryota; Metazoa; Chordata; Chondrichthyes; Orectolobiformes; Hemiscylliidae. Gene Ontology annotation, molecular function: protein binding. The record is from RefSeq and is a predicted model, not a curated record. The transcript has a single exon.